AGUCAGUUAAAGCAUCUACUCGUGAAGCCUUAAGUCUUCUUAUUCCCUUAAAGCCUACAGAAAUAGUCUGUUUUGGACUGGGUAAAGUUGAGAAGGGUUUUACAAGAAGAAAUGAAUUACUCGUCGCCUGCUAUGCAAACUCUACGUCGUUUAAUGUCUGAAAUGCGCCGCAGCAGCUCCCAAAAGAACCCUAAAGAUAAUUUGGCCCUUCAAUAUGUCCUCAAUCAAUACAGAAAAUUUAAUGUUACUGAUCAGCAAACUUGUAAAGCAAAGGACGAGGCCAAAUUCUUAGCCGAUACUUAUCUUUGCUAUCUGCAGAGCACCCGUUUGCAUAAUGAAAUUCGAAGUCAAUAUCAUGGAAAGGGCGAAAGAACAGUACAAGAAACAGCCAAAAUUGUGGGCUUUAAAUUACCCCACGAACCUAAAUAACUACUCUUUUAAAUUAAAUGUAGAAUUGUUCUUAGUUUUUUAGUUGAUAUUACAUUUAUAACUAUUUAGUGUACUGUACAGAUAUUAAAAUAAACAUUACAGAUACUUUA
This is a messenger RNA of Agrilus planipennis (emerald ash borer), 539 nucleotides long. RefSeq names its product protein FMC1 homolog. NCBI's taxonomy places the organism in Eukaryota, Metazoa, Arthropoda, Insecta, Coleoptera, Buprestidae. The transcript is spliced from 2 exons. The record is from RefSeq and is a predicted model, not a curated record. Gene Ontology annotation, cellular component: mitochondrion. The coding region runs from base 112 to 429 and encodes 105 amino acids.